This is a messenger RNA of Miniopterus natalensis, 8506 nucleotides long. The record is from RefSeq and is a predicted model, not a curated record. NCBI's taxonomy places the organism in Eukaryota, Metazoa, Chordata, Mammalia, Chiroptera, Miniopteridae.
GGGGGCAGAGUUUUUGCUUAAAAAGAUUACUGGUUUUCUUUUUCACCUGACUCAUUUGGCUUUAGAGGAGGAGCCUCACAUUAAGUUUGGGGUCAUCUUUCUUGUCUCCCAUGUUCCUGUCAGUCGUGUUGUCCGGCUUUAGAUUUACUUAGUAGAUGAGCAGCCUAUGCAGAAACUCUAUUCAUCCCAGGUGAGUGGCCUGUGGUCACCUCUGUUGGAAUAAGGACAUUUUAUAGCAGAGAUGCCUACAAGUUUAUUCUGCAGAUCAUCAGCAUAGUCUUCUACAGGGGAGCCUCGCCUCACGGUGGAGGUAUUCCUGGAGUGGUGUGCUCGCAUUUUGCAUCUCCUCUGAUUUUAUUUGAUCCUUUUAGCAGCCCUGUGGAUUAUUGACCCAAUUUUUAAGUGAUUAAACUCCUAUUCCAAGAGGGUAAGCUCUUGGGAGGUGGUGUGCUUGGUGGAGUGGUGCCAGAACACAGAAUGACUUUAAACUUAAAAAACAGUGAUUUUGCCAUUGCCCCAGAAUUUUCUCAAAGGAGAAUCUUGGAAAUAAAAAUGUCUUUUCAUUAUAUUUGCAGGAAGUUAGUAAGAGUAAAGGGUCCUUUUGACUCUUAAAUAGCCCAGAAACACAGCCCUUUCACUGUUAUUUCUGGUGAUUUUGGAUCUUUAUGUGGUUACAUUUAUAGUUUUGGGGAAUGUGAAGCCAUGUGUUUUCAGAAAUCAUUGUCUUCAGUGUAAUUUAUUGAAAACAAGUUAUAUUUGCAAGAUCCUCAACAGCAGCUUAAAGACCUGCUUUGGAAGAUGAGUCAUGAGAAAGUCCCUUCUGCUGUUGCCUUGCCUGCAGCGAUGCUGUGAUAUAUGCCCUGCUUUUCCUGAGGAUGUACUACUGUUCAUGUAAUUCUAACUCUCUAAAAGGCCACCAAAGAAAAGAAUUCAGUGUUAGCCCUACUUGCUGAGAGUCAUUUAUAAUGGAAAUCAUUUUAGAAUACAGUAGUUUUUAUUGCACACUCCUCCAUGAAUCCCAUAUUGUAUAUAUUCUAUGUGUACUUCUUACAUAGCUAAUUUUAAUUAAUUCCCAUUGUGUAAACUUGUUCUUGGCACAGCCCUUCAUCAGAGCAGCCACAGAACUGGCCUCUCCUCCUUUAAUUAUAGCUCAUUUUUGAAGUUGAAUACAUAUGGGUGUUUAUAGAAAUCAGAGUCUCUCAUAACAAAACCUUUGUUUUCACAGAGUGACAUUUGUGCUAAGCAGAAAGUUUCACGAAAUACAAUCUCAGUUCAUACCUUGCAGUGUCUAAACAAGUGAGACUUUAUUUGACUUUAUUAUAUGAAGUCAGGCCUCCUGAGCUGGCAAUGAGGGCAGGUUAUUAUCUCGGUGUGGGAGCACAGGAGCGGGUAGUAACCGGCUGAGUAGGAAGGAAAUGUAAGAUGGUCUGGUAAACAAAAAUUCCAAAAUGAUCUCCCAAAGAUAUCCUACCCUAAUGCCCAGAACCUGUACCUAUGAUGAGGUGUCACUACUAUGAUCACGUCGUGUUGAUUGAAUGGGAAUCACAUGAGCUCUUAAAAGCAGAGUGCCUUCUCUGGCUGGUGGCUGGAGGCCAUCAGAGAUCACAGGCAAGAGUGGGCGUGAAGGUGGGGAAGGGUUGAUGGGAAUGAAGGCAGCCCCUGCUGACAGCCUGCAAGGAGACGUGGUCCUCAGUUGUAAAGCUGCAAGCAAUUGCAUUCUGCCAACAACCUGAAUGAACGUGGAAGUGUAUUCUUCCCCAGAACCUUCAAAAGGGGAGACCCAGAGCAGAGGACCCCAUCACACUGUGUCGGAUGAUACAUUUGUGUAGUAUUACUCCACUGAGUUUAUGAUGAUUUCUCACACAGAGAUAGAAAUCUAACACAGGUGGCAAAUGCUACCCAUGUAGACUGUAGAGGAAAGACCUGUCUUAGGAACUGUCAGAGCCCAUCACUUCUGAUAUCUCUGUGCUAGCAGUGUAACAAGCUCUCUCUUUAGCCAUAUUUUUGUGCUUAUUUUGAUAUGUUGUAUUUUCUUUGUAGAUAUGUAAUGACUUUCAAAUUAUUUUGACCAUGAUCCUUCAUAAGUAGUUUUUACAUUGAAACUCAGUUCACUCACACAUACAACUGAAAGAAAAUAUUCCCUCCAAAGAUUUAAUCCUUAUGAUGUCAGAUGUACUCAGACAUUUUAUUUCGUUUUUUAAAAAAUGUAUUUCAUGACCUACUAAAUCAGUUUCGUUACUGGUUUUUCCAGAAUUGGAAAAUCAUUACAGUUGGUUGUGCUUUUGUAGUUUUAUUUUACUUCCUAAACUUUUAAAUUCAUGUUAUUUUAAAAAUGAAUUUGUGUUUAGGAAAUACCUGUUAUGGUAAAAGUGGUGUAAUGGUUGGAAAGGGUCUCCAUGAAAAGUCAGUGUCCUCCCACCCAGGGUGCCUACUACUCUUCCAUGUUUCAGAGGAACCACUGUUAGGAGCCUUGCUAGAGAGUGUGCACGUGCCAGUGUGCACUGUGUGGCUCUCCCCUCUGCUGUUCCCCCCAUUUACCAUCACUGGGCACCAGGAGCUUGCACCUCUUAAUGACUACCUGGCAUUCCUUUCUGUCAAUGUGCCUUUAUUGACACAUUGUCCCCAAGCCUAUGGCUUUGAGGUUAUUCCAGCCCUUUGCUGCCGUAUGCGUGAGGAUGAAAUUCUAACAGAAUUGUGUGAGCCUAACAGUAUAUAUGUGAGCCUGAUGGGAGGGAAGGCAACCCCUGAGUGGCUUGAGCACAGCAGAACAAAGGUCCAGCAGUCUUUGUCAUUCUUAGGAAAUCAGAUCCGCUGGGAUUUAGGCCUAGACAGAAUCCAGGGGUUUGUUUUGGCAAAAUUGAUGACAACAUCUUACAAAGGGGGAUUUUUAUAAAAAGUGUUUGUACUGAGAUUGCUUUACAUUCCUUGUCAUGACAGGUCUCUUGUUUGAGAACCAGCCAAGAACUUCAGGAGCAGAGAGCCUAAGUUUUCUCCACACGUUUGCAUUUUCUUACUAGGAACCUUUACACCUUUUAGCAGUAACAGUCCUGUGUUUGAUCCUUGUGGAGGGAGAGGGUGCUCUUAGGAGUGGGUAUGGCACGGAGACACCUUUUCUCUUGAGGCCAGCGCUGUUCACAGCCUCCCCUAUGCUGCUCCGCCUCCUGUUCCCAGGAAGGCUGUCUCCCUGCUCUGAGUCUCUGAGUAGAGGCUGCUAGCCCUUGCUUGACUUGUUCUUGACAGUUUGACCCUGGAACAAUAUUUGAAGCUGUAAGCUUCACUUUUUUGCCAUUGUUGCAGGCCAGUGUUUUAAGUCCUCAUUGGCAGAUUGAUAGAUUUUACUCAGAUGAUGCCAGUUGCUUAGCUGCACUCUGUGCGCAUCCACAUGGACUGAUCCUGAACGCAUCCUGUGCUGCUCUUGAGCUGAUGGCAGAAGGAGCCUCUCCUGGGAGCUGACGGCCCCACAAAUCUUGCUCGUUCCCACUCUUACUGGAGGAGUCAGUCAGGAUAAGGCCUUUGUUGGCCGGGGCUCCUCCGCUGGUGUCGGCUCCAGUGUCUGCCUUCUCUCGCUCUUCUGUCACACCUUCCAGUCAGGACAUCUGCAGUUCCAGUGCAGUGUUUUCUGAGUGUUGUCACCACAGUCCCAUGCAGUCUGCUGUUGUCCUGAAAGCUUCUCAGGGCCCGAGCUCCCUGGCACAAGGGCUCACUGUGACAGUGGUCUGUAAGGACACACUGCAGGCACCAAAGAGAGAUCCCGGCAGCUCAGAAUGGGCCCAGGCCUUGGAGCCUGCUAAGAACACCAAGGCCAGAAGAACACUAAAGUUCUCAAAGUCCCUAAACGAUGUGGGCGAGAAGGCCCAGGACAUUUUGGGAAAUUUUGACUAUGUGGGAAGAACUUGCUCUGAAGGGAGAUUGAUGCUCUCUCAAGAUCCGCAUCUUAGAAUUAACAGGUUCCAUCAUAAACAAAAGAGAACACUGAAUUGCAAACCUCUUGGUCAUUCCAAACACUCUUGUGUUUCAUCCCUACUUGCCAAUCAUUCAGCUGCCUCAGAGGUGGAAGGUGGCAAGAGAGGUAUGCAUGUCCCUCUUUUGGAAGAGAAAGAGGAUGGUGAGGCCAUUUCCAGAAGCCGGCGACUGCUCAGGUACCUGUUCUCCCUCUCGUGUGGCUCAAGUGCCAGCAGCCUGCACAGGUUCCACGAGCUGGAGAGCUGUGCUGCUCACGUGCACAGCGCCAAGUCCUCCAGCGGGCGGGCAGGGAGCACGGGCUUCUGCUCUGACGACAUGGGAGAUGAUGACGUCUUUGAGGACAACACAUCCGCAAGAUCGAAGAGCAAGGCCCUGCGGGCACCCCUCUGCUCAGUGGAGAAGGACAGUGAUCUGGAUUGUUCCUCUCCCCUCUCUGAAAAAUGCCCCCCCACCUCUCCUGUGUCCCCAUCAGGGGAUGCCUGCAGGAUCUGUCACUGUGAAGGGGAUGAAGAGAGCCCUCUGAUCACCCCCUGCCGCUGCACAGGGAGCCUCCACUUCGUGCACCAGGCCUGCCUGCAGCAGUGGAUCAAGAGCUCCGACACGCGCUGCUGUGAGCUCUGCAAGUACGAGUUCAUCAUGGAGACCAAGCUGAAGCCGCUGAGAAAAUGGGAGAAGUUGCAGAUGACAGCCAGCGAGCGCAGGAAGAUCAUGUGCUCGGUGACCUUCCACAUCAUUGCCAUCACCUGUGUGGUCUGGUCCUUAUAUGUGCUCAUCGACCGCACAGCCGAGGAAAUCAAGCAGGGGCAGGCGACAGGAAUCUUAGAGUGGCCCUUUUGGACUAAAUUGGUGGUGGUGGCCAUCGGCUUUACUGGCGGACUUCUUUUUAUGUAUGUUCAGUGCAAAGUGUAUGUACAAUUGUGGAAGAGACUCAAGGCUUAUAACAGAGUGAUCUAUGUUCAGAACUGUCCAGAGACAAGCAAAAAGAAUAUUUUUGAAAAACCUGCACUCACAGAGCCCAACUUGGAAAAUAAAGAUGGACGUGGAAUCUGCCAUUCUGACACAAAUUCAUGCUGCACAGAACCUGAAGACACUGGAGCAGAAAUUGUUCAUGUCUGAUCAUGUGAAGGGAAUAGUUUUCCUGGACAUGUGUGAAUAGCUGAAGGAAAUUGUUUACUGCCAAUUGUGUACCUUUCUAAUGUGCUUUAUUAGCACAGACUGGACAGGUGACUCUUUUUAAUGGUUCCUCUUUUUCUAAGCCCUGUUUAGUGAAUCUCUGGAAAGCUCUCACGUCGGCUGUAUGUGUCUGGGUUCCACUUCUACCCACGUCUAUCGGUGGGGAGGUGGAAGACCCAAGAUGCCGCAGUAGGGAGCUGGCCUAUGGUCUUGAGCAGAAUGAGAAAAUAAAAUGUCAAACCUGAGGGAGGAGCAGGGUGGCACCAGGCCCUGGUGUGUAGCUCAUCCAGUUGGCAGCAGUCCCAGCCUGGGGUGCAGCAUUUGGGAGUGUCUGGUCAUGGUGCGAGGACUUCCCUCCUCACAGGAGAGCCUUGGAAGACUAGCUUCUUCUGCUGACGCUGCCCCUGACAGCCCUCCCGAGCAGGUGGGCUGUGGUGCUCUGUGCAUGGUGGCAGGCAAGCCACUAAGCAAACAGCACUUUACAACAAGAGAAUCUUUAUUUUAUUAUGUGUCCAGUAAGAUUGACAUUUAAACGAAUGUCUCAUUUAGAAACCUUCUUUCAUGACCCUGAUGAUCUCUUUUAUGUUAUAAUAGAUCUAAAACCUUUUCUGCCUUAUAUAUUCUAAGAAACGUGACAUCUAUUCUGUGUCCAUUAAAGGGACUUGUGACCAUAAGCAGGACAAACAGGUCUGACACUUCCACCUAACAUUUCAGGGAAUGAAUGGAUCUAAAGGGCAAUGUGAGCGUAAUUCUGGAGCUUCAAGCCUGUUUGUUUUAUGACAAGUCUUUGUAGGCCCGCCCCAAACAUUUCUUUCUUUGUCAACACUGAAAAAAGAAAGGGCCUAUGAGAUCUAAACAAAAGAAAAAGAAGUGAGCAAUUAAACCAAAACUGGGUAUUUAAAAACCAUUCUUUAGUUUGUUGCUAGCUCCACACUGAAGAGCAGGCAGGCACCGCCUGGCCCAGGGUUGUGCGCACACCAUAGGUCCUGCUGCUCCGGCCAGCUUCUGCUCCAGGAGGUACUUUAGAUGCCCAGGUAAAGAGGCAGACAGGCUGGCUCUGGGACCAGGGCCAGAGUGAGUAGCGACUGCCAUGGCCCACCAUGUUCCUGCCCUCAGCCACACCCCCAGCCAUUGGUCGCCUUAACUGUACUGAACAGAGAUGGUCUUUUAGGGGCCCUGGCCUGUGAUCAGUCUGUUCUGUCACCAGGGAUGAUCUGUACCAUUUUUCAUAAAACAACCAAAACCACUACCAUUAAAUGGCUCUUGUCCCUUGAAGAGUUUACUUAAAAUUCUACUUUUAAAAACUAGUGUCUCCACACCAGGGAAGUGAGUUAACUGCAGGAGAAGGCGAGGAGGACCGUGGGUUACCCAGAGUAACGUGGGUUUGCCUGGGUGCUCACUUACCCUGGCAGAGCUGCCUGGCACAAACUCCUUGGGGGUGCAGUGCCCAGGUGCCCUGCCCUUAGUCCUCUGCACCUUAGACUCCUCACCUGUGGUGUUGCAAGGGUCACAGACAAUUCCUCUGGCCCCGUGGCUUGUUUGGAAAGCCAGGGGGAGGCUGCAGGGUGUCUGAGCGCUGAUGGAGAGCCUGUGGUAGCAGACUCUGUUCUGCCACUUCCUCCCCCCAGAAUCCGACUUCAGGACUGCAGGUUCUGAUCUAAGGAGCUGCUCUGCCCUGGCCUUCCCCUGCCUGGGCUGCCCCAGCCACAGCCAACCCCUGAGCAUUGAUCAGCUCUCCUUCUCAAUAUCUCCCAGGCCACGUCCAGCCCGAGCCCUGGUCACUGUGCCCCAAAGUGCAAUUACCCACACCCUCCUCAGCCUGGGGACUCCAGGCAGACCAUUCACUCAGGGUUGCUGAAUCCUGGUCGUCCCCGACUCUGCCCUUAGGAGUGGCCUAGGCAAGGCCCUUGCUCCCCUCUGACAGUGGCUGUGUGGUCAGGUGAAGACGGGGUCCUUCCCUCUCCCCUGACAGAACCUCUUAUGUUGAACUUGAAAAUCACUGAGACUUCCCACAGGGGUAAAUGUGCUUGGGUAACUCACCACUGUGGCCCGCACCCCCUGUUGUUACAGAACAGGAGAGGUGCCUUGCGACCACAACUGUGCUGUUGCUCUCAUGCCCAAGCAGAUUUUUAUGUGAAGCCCUCACUUCUUUCCAGGAAGGCCUGCCACAAUCUCAUCUCCCAAGUUCCCAAAAACCCUCUGCCUGUGGGGUUCUGUCCCAUGUCCUUCUUUCCUCUCCCAGAAAGACACACAGAUGCUCCCUCGCCCUUUCUCUUUUCCUGCAGGUUCUCGUUGAAGUACCCUUGACUUGUUCUCAAUCCCAGCUCUAUCUUUUCCCCGGGGACUACAGUGUGGCAGGAAGCCCUUCACAGGUUGUGCUGUGCUGCCAUCCAGUGGGGACAGUGGGUCUGCCAGGUGUUCCCUUUAGUCUCUCACUUGCCCUCUAAAUACUUUGAAGGGUUAAUCCCCAGUUUCCCCUCAUUUUGCACCUGGCUUUAGUGGGAGGAUGGCAUUUGGCUGAACCAUAUAGAAAUGGGAUGAGCUUGCAGGUCUUGGGGCCAGGAGGGCUGGGACUUGCAGACCAGUCCAGCAGGAAAUGGAAGCGGCCCUUGGGUGUCACCAGCCAGCCCUCUCUGAUUUGGCCUUUAUUCCCCCAAGUUGCAGUAUGACUCAAGGGUUUCUGACUUCUUUGGCUACCAGCAGUAAUUUGGUUUUUGUGCCUGAGUUUAAGAAUUUCCUGAAAACUUCUUAAAGGUCUCUUCCUACUCCAGGCCUCUAACAUGUGUGUCCCCCCACCACCCCUUUUUUUUUUACUUCAAUUCACUUUCUUCAAUCUUAUGAGUCUAGUUUUCAACCCUCAAGUGUGCCCUACCUGGCUACAGAGGUGCAGGCCCCAGGCAGUUGGGCCACUUGGAGAGCCUCAGGUAAUUCCUGGCUGGUUUUGGAGCUGCUUCUGUGGCCCGGUGGUCAGCUGCCCGGCUGGAGGAGGCUUGGGAACAGCAGGGCAAACCCCUGUGAUGCUGUGGAGUUGGCCUGAUGCAAAUUCAUGUUUGAAAAAUUACCCUUUUGGAUCUGAUUUGAAAUAGACAGUUUCCAACUCUAGCCCAGGAAAGACCUAAACAGCUCACCACCUGUUUAGAUGCAGUGUUUCUAGAAAGUUGAUAAUAAAAACCAAAUUUACACUGGCAUGUGUGAUGUAGUUUCUAAAAGGCACUUAGGAAGUUUCUAGUUCUCUAAAUGUCUAGUUUUGUAUCCUUUUGUGUACGUUCACUGUUUCUCAGUAUCCCACUUGAAUAAUUCUCUGUAUGGGGCUCAUUUGUGCUAUACACGGGGUGUCUAAAUGCAGCAAUAAAGCAUUUCUUUAAAAGAA